Pteropus alecto (black flying fox) is the source of this 4908-nucleotide messenger RNA. It is a transcript of the gene INPP5D, whose product is annotated as inositol polyphosphate-5-phosphatase D. The coding region runs from base 215 to 3781 and encodes 1188 amino acids. The record is from RefSeq and is a predicted model, not a curated record. Gene Ontology annotation, biological process: phosphatidylinositol dephosphorylation. Lineage: Eukaryota; Metazoa; Chordata; Mammalia; Chiroptera; Pteropodidae. Gene Ontology annotation, molecular function: phosphatase activity. The transcript has 27 exons.
UCUUGCUCGGCUCCGUAAUGAGGAAGUUCUCUGCAGCUGGUUUCCUUUCCCCCGCUGAGCCCGAAGCAGGAAGUCCGUCAGUGAGCUGGUGGCAGCAGCCGGGGCAACAGACAGGAGACAGACAGCAGUGGCAGUGCAGGGGCCUCAGCUCCCCUCGGUGGCGUGUGGUCCUGGGGGUGGCUGCCGGUCGGGCCCGGGGAAGCCCACGCUCACCAUGGUCCCCUGCUGGAACCAUGGCAACAUCACCCGCUCCAAGGCCGAGGAGCUGCUCUCCAGGACGGGCAAGGACGGGAGCUUCCUCGUGCGUGCCAGCGAGUCCAUCUCUCGGGCCUACGCGCUCUGCGUGCUGUAUCGGAAUUGCGUUUACACUUACAGGAUUCUGCCCAACGAAGAUGAUAAGUUCACCGUUCAGGCAUCGGAAGGUGUCCCCAUGAGGUUCUUCACCAAGCUGGACCAGCUCAUCGAGUUCUACAAGAAGGAAAACAUGGGUCUGGUGACCCACCUGCAGUACCCCGUGCCGCUGGAGGAGGAAGAGGCAGGCGACGAGCCGGAGGAGGAGACAGAAGGUGUCCCGUCUCCGCCUGAGCUGCCACCGAGAAACAUCCUUUUAUCUGCUGGGCCAUGUGAAGCCAAGGAGGCCCCUCUCUUGAGUGAGAAUCCAAGAGCCACCGAGUUCAGCCGGCCCAGCCUCUCUGAGACGUUGUUCCAGCGACUCCAGAGCAUGGACACCAGCGGGCUUCCUGAAGAGCAUCUUAAAGCCAUUCAAGAUUAUUUAAGCACUCAGCUCACCCUGGACUCGGAUUUUAUGAAGACGGGCUGCACCAGUCUCCCUCAUCUGAAGAAACUGACCGUUUUCCUCUGCAAGGAGCUCUAUGGAGAAGUCAUCCGGACCCUCCCCUCCCUGGAGUCUCUGCAGAGGCUGUUUGACCAGCAGCUCUCCCCCGGCCUCCGUCCGCGGCCUCAGGUGCCUGGUGAGGCCAAUCCGAUCAACAUGGUAACCAAGCUCAGCCAACUGACAAGUCUGCUGUCCUCUAUUGAAGAUAAGGUCAAGGCCUUGCUGCAUGAGGGCCCCGAGUCUCCCCACCGGCGUUCCCUCAUCCCUCCGGUCACCUUCGAGGUGAAGGCAGAGUCCCUGGGGAUCCCUCAGAAAUUACAGCUCAAAGUUGACGUUGAGUCUGGGAAACUGAUCAUUAAGAAGACCAAGGACAGUUCUGAGGACAAAUUCUACAGCCACAACAAAAUCCUACAGCUCAUCAAGUCUCAGAAGUUUCUGAACAAGCUGGUGAUUUUGGUGGAAACAGAGAAGGAGAAGACCCUGAGAAAGGAAUAUGUUUUUGCUGACUCCAAAAAGAGAGAAGGCUUCUGCCAGCUCCUGCAGCAGAUGAAAAACAAGCACUCAGAGCAGCCGGAGCCGGACAUGAUCACCAUCUUCAUCGGCACCUGGAACAUGGGUAACGCCCCCCCUCCCAAGAAGAUCACGUCCUGGUUUCUCUCCAAGGGGCAGGGAAAGACACGGGACGACUCUGCUGAUUACAUCCCCCACGAUAUCUACGUGAUCGGCACCCAGGAGGACCCCCUGGGAGAGAAGGAGUGGCUGGAGAUACUCAAAAACUCCCUGCAGGAAAUCACCAGCAUGACUUUUAAAACAAUCACCAUCCACACCCUCUGGAACAUUCGCAUCGUGGUGCUGGCCAAGCCGGAGCACGAGAACCGGAUAAGCCACAUCUGUACCGACAACGUGAAGACGGGCAUCGCCAACACGCUGGGGAACAAGGGAGCCGUAGGGGUGUCAUUUAUGUUCAACGGAACCUCCCUGGGGUUUGUCAACAGCCACUUGACUUCUGGAAGCGAAAAGAAACUCAGGCGAAACCAAAACUAUAUGAACAUUCUCCGGUUUCUGGCUCUGGGAGACAAGAAACUAAGUCCCUUUAACAUCACUCACCGCUUCACUCACCUCUUCUGGCUCGGGGAUCUCAACUACCGCGUGGAGCUGCCCACCUGGGAGGCCGAAACCAUUAUCCAGAAGAUCAAGCAGCAGCAGUACGCGGACCUCCUGUCCCACGACCAGCUGCUUAUGGAGCGGAAGGACCAGAAGGUUUUCCUGCACUUUGAGGAAGAAGAAAUCACAUUCGCGCCCACCUACCGUUUUGAAAGACUGACUCGGGACAAGUACGCCUACACUAAGCAGAAAGCCACGGGGAUGAAGUACAACUUGCCCUCCUGGUGUGACCGAGUCCUCUGGAAGUCUUACCCUCUGGUGCACGUGGUGUGUCAGUCCUAUGGCAGCACCAGCGACAUCAUGACAAGUGACCACAGCCCUGUUUUUGCCACAUUUGAGGCAGGAGUCACCUCCCAGUUUGUCUCCAAGAACGGACCCGGGACCGUGGACAGCCAAGGGCAGAUCGAGUUUCUCAGUUGCUACGCCACCCUGAAGACCAAGUCCCAGACCAAAUUCUACCUGGAGUUCCACUCAAGCUGCUUGGAGAGUUUCGUCAAGAGUCAGGAAGGAGAAAACGAAGAAGGAAGCGAAGGGGAGCUGGUGGUGAAGUUUGGCGAGACCCUUCCGAAGCUGAAGCCCAUUAUCUCUGACCCCGAGUACCUGCUGGACCAGCACAUCCUCAUUAGUGUGAAGUCCUCCGACAGCGACGAAUCCUACGGUGAGGGCUGCAUUGCUCUGCGGUUAGAGGCCACGGAAACUCAGCUCCCCAUCUACACGCCUCUCACCCACCAUGGAGAGAUGACGGGUCACUUCCGGGGUGAGAUCAAGCUGCAGACCUCCCAGGGCAAGAAGAGGGAGAAGCUCUACGACUUUGUGAAGACCGAGCGUGACGAGUCCAGUGGGCCCAAGUCCCUGAAGACCCUCACCAGCCACGACCCCGCGAAGCAGUGGGAACCUGCCAACAGGGUCCCUCUCUGCAGUGGCUCCAGCAUCACUGAAAUCAUCAACCCCAGCUACAUGGGGGUGGGGCCCUUCACGCACAUGAAACAGGCCCUGUCCCCUGAGCAGCAGCCCACAGCCUGGAGCUAUGACCAGCCAUUCAAGGACCCCUCCCUGGGACCUGGAAGGGGGGAGAGCCCUCCAACACCACCCUCCCAACCACCCAUAUCACCCAAGAAGUUUUCACCCGCGACAACAAGCCGGAGCCCCUGCCCCAGGACGCAGGAGUCAAGGCCCAGCGACGUGGGGAAGAACACAGUGGAACCUCUGCCUCAGGAGGACCCGAAGCUGGCCAAGCCCGAGAUGUUUGAGAACCCGCUGUACGGGUCUGUGAGUUCCUUCCCUAAGCUGGUUCCCAGGAAAGAGCAGGAAUCUCCCAAAAUGCUGAGGAAGGAGCCCCCACCCUGCCCGGACCCCGGAACCAUGUCGCCCAGCAUCAUGCUCUCCAAAUCCCAGGAGGCCGAGGGCAGCAAGGCGACAGGCAAGCUGGUGCCUCCGCCCACGCCCUUCCUCAGCCCCACGCCCCGGCUCCGCUCCUACACCUGCUCACCUGCCCCGGAGAGCCGGCCGGCCGCAGGGGACAAGGGCCAGGGGAAGCCCAAGGCCCCUGCCAGCUCCCAAGCCCCAGUGCCAGCCAAGAGGCCCAUCAAGCCUUCCAGGUCGGAGCUGAGCCAGCAGGCGCCGCCCACCCCCGCGCAGCGGCCGCCCCUCCCGGUCAAGAGCCCUGCGGUCCUGCACCUGCAGCACUCCAAGGGCCGCGACUACCGCGAGAACGCCGAGCUCCCGCACCACGGCAAGCACCGGCCCGAGGACUCGCCGCUGGGCAGGGCAGCCCUGCAGUGAAGCCCCUGGUGAGCUGCCAGCGAGACAGGAGCCCAGAAGAGCAGCGCAAAGCCACUCGGACCCCUGCUGGGACUUCCUGUGGGCUCCUCCUACCCAGCUUCCUAGGCAGGACUUUGGACUUUUCAGGAGAGACCCAGCUUGUGUGGUCAGCAGCGGAUGCUGGCUGCGAGACUCGGCCCCGAGGCUGAGGUGCGAAGAGAGAGCUUACCUGAAUGGCAGCGAACGACUUCCGCACCUGGGCUCCCAGCUUGUUCUCGGUACCUGGCACCCAAGGGCCUUGUUCCAGUUGCCAUUUUGAAGAAAGGAACUGAAAUGCCAAUUUGCAGGUGGAGAUAGAAAUAAUAAUAAUAUUAAUAAUAAUAAUGGCUGCAUGUAUCGAGCACUCACCACGUGCCAGGUACCUGCUAAGUACUUAUCCAAUAUUUUGAGUUGAGUCUUCUGCCAAUCAAAAGCACAUUCCCAGACCCCUCAGUUCAAAACCGUAUGUCCUGAGUGGUUUGGACAAAGCAUUAAAAAUUAAGGCCAGUGCCCUCCUGCAGUGAGACGGGACUUGGCCUUAAGAGAGCUGAGGAGUGAGUGUUGAUUUAGGCUACAAGGGACCUGGCCUUGUCCAGCUUCGGUGAUGCAGACUGCUUUUGCUAAAGCCCCGGGCUUCGGGCAGAGCUGCACGGAGAGCAGGGCCCUGUGCGAGUCCUCUCAGUUCUUUAGUCUGAAGGAGAAGGAAAAUCCACUCCUCCUCUCCAGUGGGGAGAGCUGGCUUCAGCCGGUCCCCCAUGCCCGCUUUGAGCUGGGAAGCCACCACUGGGCCAUGGGUUGAGCCAAGCCCCGCAAGGCUUAUCUCGUGCUAAUAGGAGAGUCAGCUGUGGCUCCUGAAAGCCGAGCUCCCCUGCCUGGCUGCCCGAGACUGGUUCCCAGCUCUCAAAACAGUGCAGCCUUUUCCUUUCGAACCCCAUGGCUUGUGGCCCUGCUUCCUUGGUUACUAGAAGACUAGAUUGUCGAUGUCUUUUCUCGUGUUGCUUUUUACGUAGCAGAACUGAUGUAGGAAAACAAAUCCAGAAGUGAGCGUCAGUGCAGGAGAAUGGGUACACAGCCCACAUCCCCUUGUGUCAGACUGUGUGACCAAUAAA